This is a messenger RNA of Olea europaea var. sylvestris, 1259 nucleotides long. RefSeq names its product probable polygalacturonase At1g80170. The record is from RefSeq and is a predicted model, not a curated record. Gene Ontology annotation, biological process: carbohydrate metabolic process. The annotation marks the transcript as partial. The transcript has 9 exons. Gene Ontology annotation, molecular function: polygalacturonase activity. NCBI's taxonomy places the organism in Eukaryota, Viridiplantae, Streptophyta, Magnoliopsida, Lamiales, Oleaceae.
AUCGAUUAUGGCACUAGAAGUGAAGGUGUUACAGACGAUUCUCAAGCAUUUUUGAAGGCAUGGAAUGCUGCAUGUAGUUCAGCAGUUGAGCAUCCAAGGGUGAUAAUCCCUCAAAAAACCUUUUUCGUAAAUCCAAUCAAGUUUCGCGGUCCAUGCAAGGCGACGAAAAUCACUUUUACAAUUUUGGGCACGAUUAUCGCCCCAAACUGGCCUAUCGCGUGGGAUGGGCUCGACUCAAGUCAAUGGCUAGCAUUCGACAAUGUGAAUGGUCUAAAUGUUGAUGGAUUUGGCACAAUUGAUGGACAAGGCAAGGGAUGGUGGGAUCAGUCUUGUAGAUAUCAUUCACAACUGGAACAGUGCACAACAUUGGCUCCAACAGCUUUAAAGUUUCUUUCGUGCAAUGGGAGCAGUUUGAGUAACACGAACUUCAUUAACAGCCCUCAGACGCAUGUACUCAUUAAGGGAUGCAAUGAGUUCGAGGUUAACAACGUCGUAAUAGAGUCUCCGAGAAAUAGCCCUAAUACUGAUGGAAUCCAUAUUCACUCGUCUCACAAUUUACAAAUCACCAAUUCAAAAAUUGGAAGCGGUGAUGAUUGCAUUUCUAUUGGUGAUUACGUUUCAAACGUUGAAAUAAGUAAUAUUAUGUGUGGACCUGGUCAUGGUAUUAGUAUUGGAAGCCUAGGAAGAGGAGGGACUUAUGUCAAGGUGGAGAAGAUUCACAUAAGUAACGCCCAAUUCGAAGGAACUACAAAUGGAGCACGAAUCAAAACUUGGCAGAUUGGAAAAGGAUACGUUCGAAAUGUGACCUUUGAGAAUCUUAUAUUCAUGUCCGUGAAGAAUCCUAUAAUCAUCGACCAGAAUUACUGUGUUCCCCGAGGAUCAUGCAAACAACGGGAAACUGGAGUUCGAAUAAGUGAUGUAACUUACAAGAAUAUGUAUGGAACAUCGAGCACAAAGAUAGCCAUUAAUUUAAAUUGCAGUCAGUCAGUGCCAUGUUCUGGAAUAUUUAUGCAGUCAAUACAGUUAGAAUCUGCCCACGCUGGGAAACAAGUCGCAGCAAACUGCAAUAGCGCUUUUGGUGAAGAAGAGAACGUUUUCCCAGGUCCUUGUCUGUCAAAAAGCAAGCCUUUGAUCAAUUGAUUAUUAAUUUUUAUUUUUACUUUCUAUAGAGGAGUUUUUAGAAGAAAGUUACCUUCAUUUUUAUUUGAAAGUAAAUUUUAAAAGAAUUUUUGUUCGAAAAAGUUGAAUUAAACCAUGUG